This is a messenger RNA of Clunio marinus, 264 nucleotides long. NCBI's taxonomy places the organism in Eukaryota, Metazoa, Arthropoda, Insecta, Diptera, Chironomidae. The record is from the annotation of a GenBank genome assembly.
AUGACAACACAAUUUCACAUCAAUCGAAUGUUGAUGGGGAUGAAAACUUUAAUUCCCCAAAGUCAGAGAAAGAUCGACAUGAACAAGAAAAUGAAAUUAAUCAACAACAUCCCACCCGAAAGAAUGAAAUUGAAAGCUUUACAUCAUUCAAUUUUAGUUAAAGCUGAAUUUUUCAUGAAGCUGAAAGAGAAUCAUGUUUUUUCUCACAACUUUUGCCACCGAGCUCUAGUUUGGACUCUCACCUUGAAGGGGAUAAAAAAAUAG